Molecule: messenger RNA, 1760 nt
Organism: Otolemur garnettii (small-eared galago)
Lineage: Eukaryota; Metazoa; Chordata; Mammalia; Primates; Galagidae
Gene: SLC25A16
Product: solute carrier family 25 member 16
Exons: 9
Coding region: 117-1112 (331 amino acids)
Biological process (GO): transmembrane transport
Cellular component (GO): mitochondrial inner membrane
Source: RefSeq, a predicted model, not a curated record
ACUCGGCCCCGCCGGCGAGGCGGACGGCCUCUCUUUCCUACCGCCUUCCCCGGCUAUGAUCCCUACCGGUAGUUAGUAAGUUUGUCCCUCACUCUCCUAAGGCGGCCCUGCUCCUAAUGGCAGCGGCGGCGGCGGCGACUCUGACAGCGGCCGACCCUCCUUCCGCUAUGCCGCAGGGGGCAGGGACCGGAGGGCCCACCGCCCGCCGAGACUUCUACUGGCUGCGUUCCUUUCUGGCCGGAGGUAUUGCUGGAUGCUGUGCCAAAACAACAGUUGCCCCAUUGGAUCGAGUAAAGGUUUUAUUACAAGCUCACAAUCACCAUUAUAAGCAUUUAGGAGUAUUUUCUGCAUUGCGUGCUGUUCCUCAAAAGGAAGGAUUCCUUGGAUUGUAUAAAGGAAAUGGUGCAAUGAUGAUUCGAAUCUUUCCCUAUGGUGCAAUCCAGUUUAUGGCAUUUGAACAUUAUAAAACGUUAAUUACUACAAAGCUGGGAGUUUCGGGUCAUGUGCACAGAUUAAUGGCUGGAUCCAUGGCAGGUAUGACAGCAGUUGUCUGUACUUACCCUCUUGACAUGGUUAGAGUUCGCCUAGCAUUCCAGGUGAAAGGGGAACACACCUAUACAGGAAUUAUUCAUGCAUUCAAAACAAUUUAUGCAAAGGAAGGUGGUUUCCUUGGAUUUUACAGAGGCCUGAUGCCUACUAUAUUGGGAAUGGCUCCAUAUGCAGGUGUUUCAUUUUUUACUUUUGGUACCUUAAAGAGUGUUGGGCUUUCCCAUGCUCCUACCCUUCUUGGCAGACCUUCAUCAGACAAUCCUAAUGUUUUAGUUUUGAAAACUCAUGUAAACUUACUUUGUGGUGGUGUUGCUGGAGCAGUAGCACAGACAAUAUCUUAUCCAUUUGAUGUAACUCGUCGGCGAAUGCAGUUAGGAACUUCUCUGCCAGAAUUUGAAAAGUGCCUUACCAUGCGGGAUACUAUGAAGUAUGUCUAUGGACAGCAUGGAAUUCGAAAAGGAUUGUAUCGUGGUUUAUCUCUUAAUUACAUUCGUUGCAUCCCCUCUCAAGCAGUGGCUUUUACAACAUAUGAACUUAUGAAGCAGUUUUUUCACCUCAACUAAAAAAAUAAUAAUAAUAAUGAUUUGUCUUCCUUAAUAAAUUCUGAGAGGGAGAAAUAAAAUGUGGGGCAAACAUUACUUGAAGCAGGAUAUUUACCCUGUCACAGCAACCACUGGUAUUUUAGUACUUGAUUUUUUUUCUUUGUUACUUACAAAUCAAAGUGCUUACCAUUUUUUUUGAUGCCAAACAUACCUUAGAACACUGAAAAAGUAUUCCUAAGCUGAUGCUUGCUAAACAAUUGGGUUAUUUGAAAUAAAAAUUUUUGAAUUUUAUUUGGAAGAACUAACUUCAAAACAGUGUUCAAGAGGUUGCCAUUAGCUUUAUUAUGCUCUUCCUAACUUUUAAUUGUAAUCAUGAUUUUUAAAAGACUCUAACACUGUUUAUUAUUAAAAUAAGCAUGCUUGGUUAUAUUGCAGAAUGAUGAGAACUAAAUUUUUAAGUUCUAUAAAACAGCCAGGAUUGAAGUAUUAUUGUCUUUCUUAUAAUUUUGCUCCACUAUAUAAAAGGACACUUUUCUCUUUAUUUUUUAAAAUAAAAUUAAUGUUGUAUUUAAAAAUUAACCAUGGAGAGACUCAAAGAAUGAAGAGAGGCUGGAUACAAUGGCAUGUACCUGUAGUCCCAGCUACUCAGGAGGCUGAGGCAGGAGGAAC